Bombina bombina (fire-bellied toad) is the source of this 948-nucleotide messenger RNA. RefSeq names its product olfactory receptor 11L1-like. The transcript has a single exon. The coding region runs from base 1 to 948 and encodes 315 amino acids. The record is from RefSeq and is a predicted model, not a curated record. Gene Ontology annotation, cellular component: membrane. Lineage: Eukaryota; Metazoa; Chordata; Amphibia; Anura; Bombinatoridae. Gene Ontology annotation, molecular function: G protein-coupled receptor activity; olfactory receptor activity. Gene Ontology annotation, biological process: G protein-coupled receptor signaling pathway.
AUGUGUGCAGAGAAUAAAACAGCCGUAACAGAACUGGAGCUUCUUGGGUUUGGACACCUUCAAAAUUUCAAUAGUUUACUUUUCGUUUUCUUCAUCACCGUUUACAUCAUAACACUAACUGGCAACAUGUUAAUUAUUGCUCUAAUAAUAGUUAAUCCUAGACUCCAUACACCAAUGUACUUUUUUCUUUGCAACCUUUCAUGUUGUGAAAUUUUUUUCACCACCAAUAUUGUUCCUUUUAUGCUUUAUGUUAUAUGGAAUGAGAGUGGAACUAUGCCUUUCACUGGCUGCAUUACCCAGUUCUACUUUUACACUUCUUCUGGGAGUAUUGAGUGUCUCCUCCUUACAGUAAUGUCUCUUGAUAGAUAUCUUGCCAUUUGCAUCCCAUUGAGAUAUUCUUCAAUUAUGAACGUCAGACUGCGCAAUCAUCUUGCAAUAUGGUCUUGGUCACUUGGAUUCCUUGUCAUGCUGAUCAUACCUAUCACACUUAGUUUUUUACAGUUCUGUGACUCUAAUAUUAUUGAUCACAUAUUUUGUGAUAUAUCUCCUAUUUUACAGCUUAGUUCCACUAAUACAUCCGUAAUUGAAAAGGAAGCAUUUGUAAUAGCCGUUGCGCUAUGUAUUUUGCCAUUUUUAUUUAUUAUUGGAAGUUAUUUUUGCAUAUUUCUCACCAUUGCAAGGAUUCCAUCUGACACUGGGAGGCAAAAAACGUUUUCCACCUGCAGUUCCCAUCUUGCAUCUGUUUGUGCUUAUUUUGGGACAUUAUUUACCAUUUAUUUAGUUCCUUCUCAAAGUCGCUCAAUACAAAUAAAUAAAAUCCUCUCCUUAAUAUACAUAGCAGUGACUCCACUGUUUAAUCCUGUAAUAUAUAGCUUGAGGAACAAGGACAUUAAAAUGUGCCUUUUGUCUUUCAUAGUUUUUAAGAAAGCUGGGAAACAAUUCAAUUAA